AUGGAUCUCUCCGCAGAGAUGUUAGUUGACUUGGACAGGCAUGAGAACCUUGUCAGCCCUACCAGUGAACUUCUCCAGGCAGAGAGGCCUGAUUCCACCUGCACUAAUUUUCCAAACAGCUUUGGUUCUACCGACCAUGCUGACAAUUUCGGCCAAGGAAGACCAGAUUCUACCUGUACUACUUUUCCAAACAACUUUGAAUUCAACCCUGCCGAGAGGCCCGACACCAGUACCAGCGCUCCAACAGGAGACCUAGCUGUCACCGCCACUGAUAUCACUCACCGCAAAACGAGUGCGGCUGUUGUACCAGCGGAUAGAUACUCUGAAGCUGCCGGGGCCCCAGACAGUCGGCGCGCUAAACUGAAGCGACGAUUACCUAUCCCUGUGAGACCACUGUCCAAUGAACAAAAUCUUAACCUAAAAAGACGAGCAUCUCUUUGCGAGGAGGGUUCUCCUUGGUUGAAAUACAAGAAAUGCAUGGAAGGCGCACCUGGGAAGACAUGUCUAGCUUAUGAAGUUAGAUCGCCGGGUACAGUAGUGGCCAUCAAACAAUACAAAGAUGCUCAGACCAGCCAAACACGGGUCCUUACUAAACCGUCGCACACAAAUAUUGUCAAAAUAUUGCACAUAUUUAUAGAGCAAAAAACGGUUUAUUUCGCCUAUGAACGGAUGGAAGUUACGCUGCAACAUUUGUACUCUGUUGUGUCUCUGCAGGAACUAGAAAUAUCGUAUACCUGUAAGGAGAUCUUGCACGGUCUUUGGUACAUCCACGAGCAACUUGGUAUCUGCCACACCAGAAUCCAGAGUGACAAUAUUUUUAUCAGCGCACAGGGAGUUGUCAAGAUUGCUGACAUAGGCGCAUGCAUGUUAGACCGUCAGCGGGGUUCUAAGGAAAUGGACAUCAAAGCUGUGGGCAAGGUGCUGACGGAGCUAAUGGAGCCGGGGACGAGGUAUUCUACCGGAAGUAUCAAUCUCCUAGAGCCCGAGAAGUGGAGCCAAGAGAUUCGAGAUUUCCGAAGGCAAACAGAUAAUUCCUCUAUUCUAGAACUUUUGCAGGCGCCAUAG
Molecule: messenger RNA, 1065 nt
Organism: Aspergillus tanneri
Lineage: Eukaryota; Fungi; Ascomycota; Eurotiomycetes; Eurotiales; Aspergillaceae
Exons: 5
Coding region: 1-1065 (354 amino acids)
Biological process (GO): protein phosphorylation
Cellular component (GO): cytoplasm
Molecular function (GO): protein serine/threonine kinase activity; ATP binding
Source: RefSeq, a predicted model, not a curated record